Molecule: messenger RNA, 4778 nt
Organism: Ahaetulla prasina
Lineage: Eukaryota; Metazoa; Chordata; Lepidosauria; Squamata; Colubridae
Product: proto-oncogene Mas-like
Exons: 4
Biological process (GO): G protein-coupled receptor signaling pathway
Cellular component (GO): membrane
Molecular function (GO): G protein-coupled receptor activity
Source: RefSeq, a predicted model, not a curated record
CUUGAAAGGAAGGUUUUGAGGGACUCCGGCCGGCCGGAGAACCGCUUUGACAGCCGCGCUGGGGAUCCGGAGUCCAGAUCUCUCGUCCAGGAGGGCGAUGGGGUCUUCCAAGCCCCCUCCGGGAGCGUUGUCCGUUUUGCCAGCCCGAAAGCGCCUCUUCCAAAGCAUCUUCCCAACGCGGCCGUCCAGAUUUCCCUGCCCCGCCCGCGACGGAGCCCCCGAGUUGCAUCCGAGAAAGCUCCGCUCCGAAAGGGACGAAGGGAGGAACCGGGGCUGCUUUAUAAGGGCAGCCAAGUCAUCCCAGCCUCCUUAUGGUCACCCAGCAAUAGUGUCAGCUUGCACGGCUGUGUCAUUUUGCAUGCCUACCGGGAUCCCACCGUUCGUCCUGCCCGCGAGGUUUCCGAUCCCGUUAACACUGAAAGGAGGAUUUUGAGUGACUCCGGCAGGCCGGACAACCGCUUUGCUUGCCGCGGUAAUGCAUCAAUCCCAGAAAUACUACCAGGCUUCUCUCCUGUGAUACACAGAAUACAUGAGAUACAGAACGAAUUUCGAAUUCCUCUAAGUCCUGAAAGUGGUUCUGAAGUGGUAGACUUGCCUUUCAAUACUACUGAAAUCGUUUGGAACUAUUGGAAUACUACUCCAAAUGUUUCUAAAAUACCAGAAAUUUUUUCGUCUCCUUUUGAUCAACUGUUUGAUAAUUUAACACAAAAUCUUCUCAAUGGCUUCAUUGCCCUUAUUUGCAUUUUAGGCCUGGUGGGAAAUGGAACAACAAUUUAUUUCCUGGCCUUUUCUAUUAAAAAGAAUCAUUUCACCACUUUCAUCCUGAAUCUCUCCAUCGCAGAUUUUGGGGUCAUCAUAUCCCUCAUUACUGCACUUAUAUGUGUGUCAGUGUUUACUCUGAAUCACCAAACAUACCUUAUCAAUGCCUUUUUCUUCUUACUUUUUGAGUUCUUUUUCUUCACUUAUUCUGCCAGCCAGUUUCUGCUGACGGCCAUCAGCCUGGACAGGUGUGUGGCUGUCCACUUCCCACUCUGGCAUCGCUGCCAUCGUCCCCCAUAUCUGUCCACUCUUGUUUGUGGCCUCAUCUGGAUCCUCUCCUUCUUGCUCUCUGCGGUGCAUUUCAUUCUCCACCAGACCAGAACCUAUGGAAGUUCACCUUUGUUUUACCAGCUGAUUGUGAAUGGUUUACUUUGUACGCCUCUCAUGGUUGUGUCUUCUGUGACACUCUGGAUUUAUAUGAGGUCUAAAAUGCAACGCAAUCAAAGGAAACUUCUUAUCACCAUCUUUCUGGCUCUCCUCUUCUUCCUCCUGUUUUCUCUCCCAAUGAAUGUCUUUUAUGUCCUUGAACAUUUUGUUUCCUAUAAUCCCCUCCUCCUGACCAUUGGGGUAGGAUGUGGCACUCUCAACAGCAGCAUCAAUCCUCUUCUUUAUUUUUUAGUGGGGAGGAAGAAGAGGGGAAAGGAUCAGCCCAGAGCAUCUUACAAGGUUGCUCUGCAAAGAGUCUUCAAGGAUGAGAAGGGAAGCACGGAAGAGCAGUAAACCACAAAUGAAACCCAAUUAUUAAGAGUCAUAAAUAUUGCAUAUAAAAUAUUUUAAGGUACAAGCUUAUUUUGGAUAUCAUAUGUGCUUUCGUUAAGAACACACAGAUGUGAUCAAAUUUACUGAGCAUAGCACUUAAAGACAAAAACUAUGUAAACAGGAAGUAUUGAUGGGUCCAUAAUUUUCAAUCCGAAAAAGCUGCUUAAAAGAAAAUAUGACAUUUUUGAUCUUGAAAAAUUUCAGGCAUAAUAUCAUUCAAUUAUAUUUUAUACUAAGUUUAUUAUUAAUAAUAAUUAAUUAGUGGCUUUGUUUUUUUACUAAAUAUAUGCAGCUUCUGUAAUAAUGUCAAGUUCAUGGAGUGUAUAUUGGAGGUGGUGACUCUUUGAGAGCUGUAUGCAAUGAAAUUUCAUUUUAAUGUAUGCUAAUUAGUGUACAUUCAAAGUGUCAAUAAAGUUAUUCUAUUCUAUUCUAUUCUGUUCUGUUCUGUUCUGUUCUGUUCUGUUCUGUUCUGUUCUGUUCUGUUCUGUUCUGUUCUAUGCUAUGCUAUGCUAUCCUAUCCUAUCCUAUCCUAUCCUAUCCUAUUAUUGAUAGUAAGCCUCCCCUCCUGCCAGUCUUUUAGGGUGAUUUCAAUUCCUUAUUUUUAUCUGGCACCAACCUCACCUGGCAAAAUUGUGGAAUAGAAGAAUCUUAGUAAUCUUUCCUUUUCUUUCGCAAACCUCUUCUGGGUUUUUAUUCUUAAUUUUGUUUGGCUUUUUUUGGAAUAGAAGGACUUUUUAAGGAUUUGUGAGGGUAUGGGUGUGGGUGUCGAAAAAUAGAUAGAUAGAAAGAUAGAUAGAUAGAUAAAUAGAUGAUAGAUGAUAGAUAGAUAGAUAGAUAGAUAGAUAGAUAGAUAGAUAGAUAGAUAGAUAGAUAGAUAGAUGAGAGACAGAUACAGAGAUAAAAUCAUACAGUGGUACCUUGGCAUCCAACUGCUUUGAAACUCUUCAAGUUUGUUGCUCAAUACAUUUUGAUGCAAAACUUUUGUCCCAGUACUCAUUUGUUUGCUACUGAAUUCUCACUACAUAUAUUAUCCCUUAGAGCAAACAUUUGUUCUGAGCAAUCAUUACACCUCUUGGAGCCAAUUGAUGAUGAGUAACAUGGUACCACUGUAUAGAUGUAGAUGAUACAUAUGAUAGAUAAUAGCCAGAUAAAUGAUUGAUAGAUAGAUAGAUAGAUAGAUAGAUAGAUAGAUAGAUAGACAGACAGACAGACAGACAGGUAGACAGAUGAUAGAUGAUAAUUAGAGAGACAAAUAUAGAUGGAAUAGAGAUAUAGAUAUAGUUAUAGAUGAUAGAUAUAGAUAUAAAGAUAGAUGUAGCUGUAGAUACUGCAGUUAGAUUUCGAUAUUUGCUUCUCAAAAUAUUUUUGCACUUUAUGUAUUUUAUCAUUGUUCAGCUUUUGUUUGCAUUCUAGUCUUUUUAUUCUGGUCUAUGACCAAAAUAAAUUUUUACUUUGAUUUCUGUUACGGAAUUGGACACCUGUUUGCAGGAGGGAAGGCCUCUUUCUCAAGGAGCUAAAAGGCAAAUCAGCCUUGAGUUGUUGGUGUGCAGAAAGAGGCUGAGAAGGGAUCCUCUCUAAAACCUGCAUAAGAUUUAUCUGAUAGAGAUGCAGAGUGUACUUUAGUCUGGCAAGAUUCCAGUCUAUAUACAAAGAUACAAUAAACAGUUUACUGAGCAAAAUACUUAAAAACAAAAACUAUGUAAACAGGAAGUGUUGCUGUGUCCUCAUUUUUCAAUCCGAAGAACUUGUUUAACAAGAAAUGUUUUAGCUGCUUAACACAAAAUAUGUCAUUUUUGACCUUGAAGAUUUUCAGACUUAGUAUUAUUCAAUUAUAUUUUCUAAUAACUUUACUAUUUAAUAAUCAUUAAAUAGUGGCUUUUUUACUAAAUAUAUGUAGCUUCUGUAAUAAUGUCAUGUUCAUGGAGUUUAUAUUGGAGCUGAAUGCAAUCAAAUUUCAUUUUAAUGUAUGCUGAUUAGUGUACAUUCAAAGUGUCAAUAGUUAUGCUAUGCUAUGCUAUGCUAUGCUAUGCUAUGCUAUGCUAUGCUAUGCUAUGCUAUGCUAUUAUAAAUAGUAAGCCUCCCCUCCUGCCACUCUUUUAUUGUGAUUUCAAGUCUGUAUUUCUAGCUGGCACCAACCUCACCAGGCAAAAUUCUGGAAUAGAAGAACCUUAGUAAUCUUUCCUUUUCAUUCACAAACCUCUUCUGGGUUUUUAUUCUUAGUUUUUUAAGGCUGUUUUUGGAAUAGAAGAAUUUUUUAAAGGAUUUGUUGUGAGGGUAUGAGUGUGAGUGUCGAAAGAUAGAGAUAGAUAGAUAGAUAAAUAGAUAGAUAGAUAGAUAGAUAGAUAGAUAGAUAGAUAGAUAGAUAGAUAGAUAGAUAGAUAGAUGAGAGAUAGAUGAGAGACAGACAGAUACAUAGAUAGAAGCAUACAGUGGUACCUUGGCAUGCAACUGCUUUGAAACUCUUCAAGUUUGUUACUCAAUACAUUUUGAUGCAAAACUUUUGUCCCAGUACUCAUCGUUUGUUUGCUACUCAAUUCUCACUGCACAUAUUAUCCUUUAGAGCAAACAUUUGUUUUGAGCAAUCAUUACACCCCUUGGAGCCAAUUAAUGAUGAGUAACAUGGUACCACUGUAUAGAUGUAGAUGAUAUAUAUGAUAGAUAAUAGAUAGAUAAAUGAUAGAUAGAUAGAUAGAUAGAUAGAUAGAUAGACAGACAGACAGACAGACAGACAGACAGACAGAUAGACAGAUGAUAGAUGAAAAAUAGAUAGAAAAAUAUAGAUGGUAUAGAGAUAUAGAUAUAGUUAUAGAUGAUAGAUAUAGAGAUAAAGAGAGCUAGCGAUGAUAGAGGUAAAGAUACAGACAUAUAGAUGUAGCUGUAGGUACUGCAGUUAGAUUUCGAUAUUUGCUUCUCAAAAUAUUUUUGCACUUUAUGUAUUUUAUCAUUGUUCAGCUUUUGUUUGCAUUCUAGUCUUUUUAUUCUGGUCUAUGACCAAAAUAAAUUUUUACUUUGGUUUGUGUUACGGAAUUGGACACCUGUUUGCAGGAGGGAAGGCCUCUUUCUCAAGGAGCUAAAAGGCAAAUCAGCCUUCAGUUGUUGGUGUGCAGAAAGAGGCUGAGAAAAGAUUCUCUCUAAAACCUGCAUAGGGUUUAUCUGAUAGAGAUGCAGAGUGUACUUUAGUCUGGCAAGAUUCCUGUCUA